Histoplasma capsulatum G186AR is the source of this 1507-nucleotide messenger RNA. Its product is annotated as peptidyl-prolyl cis-trans isomerase-like protein 4. The coding region runs from base 173 to 1351 and encodes 392 amino acids. Gene Ontology annotation, biological process: protein peptidyl-prolyl isomerization. Gene Ontology annotation, cellular component: nucleus. The transcript is spliced from 5 exons. Gene Ontology annotation, molecular function: RNA binding; peptidyl-prolyl cis-trans isomerase activity. The record is from RefSeq and is a predicted model, not a curated record. Lineage: Eukaryota; Fungi; Ascomycota; Eurotiomycetes; Onygenales; Ajellomycetaceae.
CGCGAAUCCCGCGAACCCCGGAAACAACCACGCCUUGAAGCAAGCUUUUGCACCGCGAACUAUAUAGCGAUAUGACUCACGUCCUUCCCCCACCCAAUUUCACAAUUAACACACCCCAUGACUGAAGUAAUCAGUUGCCUCACUCUUACCCUGGCUCGAUAUCUUCGCGACCAUGAGCGUCAUCUUGGAGACUUCCUUGGGUGAUAUCGUUAUAGAUCUUUUGAUCGAUUCUUCCCCCAAAGCUUGUGAGAAUUUUUUGAAGUUAUGCAAGGUCAAGUAUUACAAUUUUUCACCGAUGAAGCAUGCAGAACGUGGCACGGUUAGCAUGGCUACGGUCCCUUCCACAAAAGAUCCUGACGAGCGCCUUGCCGCCAGUCAGUUCAUCAUAACUCUUGGAGAUAAUCUGGACUAUCUCGAUGGGAAAGCUGCUAUAUUUGGGAAGGUGGUAGAGGGAUUCGAUGUCUUGGAGAAGAUUAAUGAUGCGUUCAUUGAUGAUAAGGGGCGUCCACUUAAAGAUAUCCGAAUUCGGCAUACGGUGAUCUUAGACGACCCAUUUGAUGACCCUCCAGGUCUUGUGGUACCCACAGAGAGCCCGCUCCCUUCGAAGGCGCAACUGGCGACGGUAAUGAUUGCAGACGAUGAAGAGUUGGACGAAAACAUUGAUGAGGAGGCGGUGGAAAAGCUACGGCGGGAACGCGAGGCUCGGGCGCAGGCGUUAACCUUAGAAAUGGUUGGGGAUUUGCCGUUUGCUGAGGUUAAGCCACCAGAGAACGUGCUCUUCGUAUGCAAACUAAAUCCUGUAACUCAAGAUGAGGAUCUUCAUCUCAUUUUUAGUCGAUUUGGACCGAUCCUCUCCUGUGAGGUGAUAAGGGAUAAGCGGACAGGCGACAGUCUGCAGUAUGCAUUUAUCGAAUUUGAGAACCAAAAGGACUGUGAACAAGCUUAUUUUAAAAUGCAAGGUGUUUUGAUUGAUGACCAUCGAAUCCAUGUCGACUUCUCUCAAAGUGUUUCGAAAUUAUCAGAUAGUUGGCGAAAUGCCACAAAUUCCAAGAGAGCCAGUCAACAGGGUGGGUUUGGGGGAAUAUCCGGCUUAGAGAAGCGGCGUCAAUACAGAGCUUCCGAGGCGCCAGGACGAGAUGGUUAUGGAAUGGUAUUCGAUAAAGAGGAUAUGCGCAGGAGGGGGGAUAUUGAAUCUUACAGGCGUUCUCGGAGUCGAAGCCCAGCCAGACGACAUAGACAUCGGAGCAGGUCUCCAUCGCGUCGCCGGUAUGAAGAUGAUGGUGUUGGACGGUACCGACAGAGCAAGGACUCCUGGAGAUACAAGCGGGAAAGCGAAGGGCGUCCGCGGUGACAAAUAGCCAUCUCCUGUAAAUUCAAUGCCCGAUGUGCAAUAUAUUCUCCUUGUCAUUUAAAAAUUUGUCUCCGUAGAAAAGUUAAAACGGGAAAUGUUCGCUCUGAAAGUUCCUGAGUUUUGAGCUGGAUCGUGUUCGUUGCGCCACUGUGAUUG